CCAAAUUAUGUUUCUUUUUUCCUUCUUGUGUAAAUUAUUCCUUAUCUAUCCAAAUUCGUCUUCUUGAGUGAAUAUUUAAAGCGAAUCUCGACAAAACUAGCUAGCUCUUAAAAGGGAUUUUAGGAGUUUACUCUUGCUUCUCAGAUUUUUCCCGUAUUUUCUUGGAAUUCAUUGAAAUGGUGAGAGGAAAGAUUGAGAUCAAGAAGAUCGAGAACGUAACAAGUAGACAAGUCACGUUUUCCAAACGAAGGAGUGGUCUCUUUAAGAAGGCUCAUGAGCUUUCUGUUCUAUGUGAUGCUCAAGUCGCAGCAAUGAUCUUCUCUCAGAAAGGAAGAUUAUAUGAAUUCGCUAGCUCCGAUAUCAGGAAUAUGAUCAAGCGAUACGCUGAGUACAAGAGGGAGUACUUUGUUGCAGAAGCACAUCCUAUAGAGCAAUAUGUGCAGGGGCUAAAGAAGGAAAUGGUGACAACGGUGAAAAAGAUUGAAGUGCUUGAAGUCCAUAACCGGAAGAUGAUGGGACAAAGUUUGGCUUCUUGUUCGGUAAAAGAACUUCAGGAGAUAGCCACACAGGUAGAGAAAAGCCUUCAUAUUGUUAGAUUAAGAAAGGCUAAGUUAUAUGAAGAUGAGCUAGAGAAACUAAAAGCCAAGGAGAGGGAACUCAAGGACGAGAGAGUCAGGCUUUGUCGAAGGGUUGGAGAAAGGCCAAUGGGGAUGCCGUCGGGAAACAAAGAGAAAGAGGAUGUGGAAACUGAUCUAUUUAUUGGAUUACCAUAAAAAUCGUCCUUGGUCGUUAAACCUCAUUUUCUAGCUAUCUAUCUCAAUUAUUGUUAUGUUAAUAGUGUUUCAAUCACUUCUCUUUUAGUAAUGUAAUGUGUAAGAGUUCUAACUUCUAACUAUGCUUUUAUCCGUGGAUGUAAGAUAAUGUAAGCUCUUAAAUUUCUGUUUUUGUUUUGUAAAACCGAUUUUUAUUUAUUCUAGUA
Messenger RNA from Arabidopsis lyrata subsp. lyrata, 979 nucleotides. Its product is annotated as MADS-box protein AGL72. NCBI's taxonomy places the organism in Eukaryota, Viridiplantae, Streptophyta, Magnoliopsida, Brassicales, Brassicaceae. Gene Ontology annotation, biological process: positive regulation of transcription by RNA polymerase II. The transcript is spliced from 8 exons. Gene Ontology annotation, molecular function: DNA-binding transcription factor activity, RNA polymerase II-specific; RNA polymerase II cis-regulatory region sequence-specific DNA binding; protein dimerization activity. The coding region runs from base 177 to 773 and encodes 198 amino acids. Gene Ontology annotation, cellular component: nucleus. The record is from RefSeq and is a predicted model, not a curated record.